Messenger RNA from Leptopilina boulardi, 1988 nucleotides. RefSeq names its product inactive selenide, water dikinase-like protein (gene Sps1). Gene Ontology annotation, biological process: L-selenocysteine biosynthetic process. Gene Ontology annotation, cellular component: cytoplasm. The record is from RefSeq and is a predicted model, not a curated record. Gene Ontology annotation, molecular function: ATP binding; selenide, water dikinase activity. NCBI's taxonomy places the organism in Eukaryota, Metazoa, Arthropoda, Insecta, Hymenoptera, Figitidae. The transcript is spliced from 7 exons.
ACCAAUCAGAUAGUGACGACACCAGGAUGGGAAUAUCAUGGGGGGUUCGCGUCGCCUUGCGCGUUCUUCCGGAAAGUACGAACGUCCAUUUUGCCAGCACAGACGAUCCCGCCUAGUCGACGCCGGUGAAUACUAUAUAUUUCCCAUUUGCUAACAAUAAACGUUGCUUGUGAGGAAAUAGUGAAAAUUUCAUUUUUUGGUGGAAACUACAAAGCGUGUCGUGGAACAAGCCGGUUUCGGGAACGAGAGUGGAGGUAGAGUACAGUCUAGAGCAAAAUGGCGGAUCUACAGGGAACACCAGUCACACAAGACGCCCUGUCCGUUGCUCAACUUGAGCUCGCAGGAAAUCCAAAUGCCUUGGCAUUGCGAAGGCCCUUCGAUCCAGUGGCACAUGACCUGGACGCAACUUUCCGGCUAACACGAUUUGCGGAUUUAAAAGGAUGAGGGUGUAAAGUCCCUCAGGAGGUUCUUGGGAAACUCCUCGAGGGACUACAGGCCGAUGAUGGUAGCGCACAGGAUCAUGAACAUGCCCAUUUUAUGCACAUGGCCAUUCCACGCAUUGGCAUUGGUAUGGAUUCUUCUGUGACUCCGUUGAGACACGGUGGUUUGAGUUUGGUUCAAACGACAGACUUUUUCUAUCCACUAGUCGAUGAUCCUUACAUGAUGGGUAAAAUUGCGUGCGCAAAUGUUAUCAGUGAUUUGUACGCAAUGGGAGUUACGGAAUGUGAUAAUAUGCUGAUGUUAUUGGGAGUGAGUACUAAAAUGACUGAAAAAGAAAGAGACGUUGUCGUUCCAUUAAUUAUGCGAGGAUUUAAAGAUUCGGCAUUAGAAGCUGGAACAACUGUAACUGGAGGACAAACUGUUGUUAAUCCAUGGUGUACAAUUGGUGGAGUUGCGUCUACAGUUUGUCAACCAAAUGAAUACAUUGUACCAGAUAAUGCAGUUAUUGGAGAUGUUUUGGUUUUGACAAAACCAUUGGGAACGCAGGUAGCCGUAAAUGCUCAUCAAUGGCUAGAUCAACCGGAUCGUUGGAAUAGAAUUAAAUUGGUUGUCAGUGAAGACGAUGUGAGAAAAGCCUAUCAACGUGCUAUGGAUAGUAUGGCAAGGUUGAAUAGAAUAGCGGCUCGAUUAAUGCACAAAUACAACGCGCAUGGAGCCACCGAUGUAACUGGAUUUGGUCUUUUGGGACACGCGCAAAAUUUGGCAAAACAUCAAAAGAACGAUGUUUCAUUUGUUAUUCAUAAUUUGCCCGUUAUUGCAAAAAUGGCUGCUGUUGCAAAAGCCUGCGGAAAUAUGUUUCAACUUUUGCAAGGACAUUCAGCUGAAACUAGCGGAGGACUCCUAAUUUGCCUUCCAAGAGAACAGGCUGCAGCCUAUUGUAAAGAUAUCGAGAAACAGGAAGGAUAUCAAGCGUGGAUCAUUGGAAUUGUGGAAAAGGGGAACCGAACGGCGAGAAUAAUUGACAAGCCACGAGUUAUAGAGGUACCGGCGAAAGAAAAGGACGGUGAGCUUUGGUAAAUUGAUCGCUAUUUUUUGCGAAGCUCAAUUUUGUAUUGAUAAAAAAAAAAGAAAAAUUAAGUAUCACAGGAGAAAGAGUCAUAUUAACAUAACAGUCUGUUAAAAAAUAUUUUUUUUUUUUCUUUGCAAUUCAAGAAUUCAAUUUAUCUGUAUUUUAUAAACAUGUGUCAGCACCUAAAAUUCUUUUAUUACUUUGUGAAGAGAUGUUUUCAAUUUAUGUCGAAAAAGAAUACAUAUAACUCAAAUGAAAGGGAAAUUAUUAUAAAUUUCGUCUAAACUUUCUAUUGUGACUAAAAAAAAAGAUUUCGAGUUUUUUUUUUUUUUUUUUAGUAUAAAAACUAGUACUGUUAGAUGUAAGUUUUUAAGAGUAGACUAAGGUAGCACACUAAGUUUUAGGGUUAAUGUUAAAAUUGCAUUUUUCAACAAACUUGCAUAUUUACAAGAAAAUAAAUAUAAUGAACUGAGAAAAA